Messenger RNA from Phialemonium atrogriseum, 660 nucleotides. RefSeq lists its product as uncharacterized. The coding region runs from base 1 to 660 and encodes 219 amino acids. Lineage: Eukaryota; Fungi; Ascomycota; Sordariomycetes; Cephalothecales; Cephalothecaceae. The transcript has 2 exons. The record is from RefSeq and is a predicted model, not a curated record.
AUGGCCCAACGAAUUCUCCUCGCCCUUCCGCUCCUCUCCGCCCUAGCAGGCUCGUCAUUGGCGCAGUCGACCACUGUCAUCGACCUCGUGAUCCCCCAGGUCGACCAGCAAACCAUCCUCGCCUCCGUCGUCAGUGUAGGCCCGACGGCAACCGAGUAUGCCCUCUCCUGCCCGACCAACGAAGACGACACCGAGUGCGGCCUAGGCGUUGGCUUCCUGGUGAGGGAGGGCCCCUCGACCAUGGAAUUCCACUUGACCUCGGGACCUGAAUUCACCGCGGCCGUGAGCUGCGUCCUCGUCGGCAACGACGCAACCUGCACCCAGGAUAUCACGGGGGAGUCGUCCUCGCACGAAGUGAACGUCCUAACCGACUACACCUCGUUCAGGGUCCCCGUGACCGUGACCGCCGGCGCCGAGCUCCUUUCCGGGUCCGGGUCCGGGUCAGGCUCCGCCGCCCCGACGACCUCGGGUUCGCCGUCCGGAUCGAAGGGGACCACAAAGUUGACCGGCACCGCCACCCCAACCCCCACGGCCACCGGGACCGGGGCCGGGGCCGGGGGUUCUAGCUCGAGCUCAAGCAAGGCUGGUGUUCCCAGGAUCACUCAGAACGCGGUCCUUGCUGGCGUCGCUGCCAUUGUAGGUGGUGUCGCCAUGAUCUAA